UAGCAGACAACACGCUGUAAAAUGGACAAGCGCUGUUUAUGUCAGUCUUCGAGGUGUCGCGGACGCGUCAUGAAUGUGCCAGAUAACAGAGCAGCAAGGAAGACGGGAGUAUCAAUAGGCUCUCCAUUAUGUCAAUAUCAUUAUAGAGAUGUACACACGAAGUUCUGUUGCACCCAGGGCACGGGGUUGUUUACACGUCACUCGAAAAAAUAUCGCCCAUGCCCCGAGAGGCUAUGGGGAGUGUUAGAUGAUCUUGGCAGUAAUAAUACUAACUACAAGAAAUGGGUCGAUAUUUGUCACUUGUGUUACAAAACCAUUGACACCACUGUUCAACACCACCCUUCAUAUCUUCCACCAAUAAAAAGGAAAAGAAUAUCAGAGAGUUCAUCUGCUGCAGAUACAGUUACUACAUGUAGUAUUCGCAGUAGCAGUCAAAUAAACCGUGAACAUUGUUAUGCAUCAUCUGCAGACAGAGAUACAAUUAGUAAUACUGCAAUGAAAAUUGAACCUGGUCAUGUGAGUAACAAGUAAAUAAAAAUCCAAUAAGACGUCAUUCUUUUUUUUUUUUUUUAAAUUUUAACACAAAGGUAAUUGGAUUAACUUGUCACAGGCUUGUAGAUAUUUUGCCCUUGUGGAAUUAAAAAUAAUAACUGCUUU
Lingula anatina is the source of this 657-nucleotide messenger RNA. RefSeq lists its product as uncharacterized. The record is from RefSeq and is a predicted model, not a curated record. Lineage: Eukaryota; Metazoa; Brachiopoda; Lingulata; Lingulida; Lingulidae.